CCGCCCAGCCCGCAUUCUCCUCCGGCCGCAGCGGGUGCAGCGCGCUGCCCUCGCGCGGGACCGGCCGCCUCCAUGUCCUGGGCCGCGCUCCUCGGCCUCCUGGCCGCGCUGCUGUUGCUGCUGCUGCUGCUGAGCCGCCGGCGCGCACGGCGACCUGGUGAACCUCCGCUGGACCUGGGCAACAUCCCAUGGCUGGGCCACGCCCUGGAGUUUGGAAGAGAUUCGGCCAGCUUCCUCACUAGGAUGAAGGAGAAGCACGGUGACAUCUUUACUGUGCUGGUCAAGGGCAGGUAUGUCACUGUCCUCCUGGACCCGCACUCCUACGACACGGUGACCUGGGAGUCGCGCACCAAGCUGGACUUCCACGGCUAUGCCGUCAUCCUCAUGGAGAAGAUUUUCAACGUGCGGCUCCCACAUUACGACCCCAGUGACGAGAAGGCCAAGAUGAAACUGACCCUGCAGCACAGAGACCUGCAGGCACUCACUGACGCCAUGUACUCCAACCUCCGCACUGUCCUGCUGGGGGAGCCCGCAGAGGCGGCUGGUGACUGGCACAAGACGGGUCUCUUCGAGUUCUCUUACAGCGCCCUCCUCAGAGCCGGCUUCCUGACCUUGUAUGGAGUGGAGGCGUCACCAGGCACCCCUGAGAGCCAGGCCCAGGACCGCACCCACUCAGCCGAGGUCUUUCACACCUUCCGGCAGCUCGACCUGCUGUUUCCCAAGCUGGCCCGAGGCUCCCUGUCAGCAGGGGAGAAGGACAGCGCAUGCAGCGUCAGAGGUCGCCUGUGGAAGCUGUUGUCACCAGCCAGCCUGGCCCCCCGAGCGCUCAGGAGCAGCUGGCUGCAGAGUUACCUUGGGCACCUGGAGGAGCUGGGGGUAUCGCCAGAAAUGCAGGCGCGGGCCCUGGUGCUGCAGCUCUGGGCCACACAGGGAAACAUGGGCCCUGCUGCCUUCUGGCUCCUGGUCUUCCUUCUCAAGAAUCCAGAGGCUCUGGCUGCCGUCUGUGAGGAGCUCGAGCGCAUCCUGUUGCAAACAGAGCAACCUGUCUCACCGAUGGGUGCCCUCCCGCAGAAGGCCUUAGACAACACACCCGUGCUUGACAGCGUGCUGAGCGAGAGCCUCAGGCUUACAGCCGCCCCCUUUAUCACCCGGGACGUUGUGGUGGACAUGGCCCUGCCUCUGGCAGAUGGGCGGGAGUUCGCUCUGCGACGCGGUGAUCGACUCCUCCUCUUCCCCUUCCUGAGUCCCCAGAGGGAUCCGGAAAUCUACACAGACCCAGAGGUAUUUAAGUACAACCGAUUUCUGAAUCCCGAUGGAUCUGAGAAGAGAGACUUUUAUAAGGGAGGGAAACGGUUGAAGAAUUACAACAUGCCGUGGGGCGCGGGGCACAAUCAGUGUCUGGGGAAGAGUUACGCCAUCUACAGCAUUAAACAAUUUGUGUUCCUCAUGCUGACGCACUUUGACCUGGAGCUGGUCAGCACGGACGAGGAGAUCCCCAAGUUCGACCUCAGCAGAUACGGCUUCGGUCUGAUGCAGCCGGAGCACGACGUGGCCGUCCAGUACCGCGUCCGGCCAUGACCUGUGGGAGCCUCCAGCCAGCCUGUCCAGCUUCCUGACUUUUCUGUGCCAGCACUGCCAUGCCCCUGCUCUCCCCCUACAUGCCUGCGCCUCGGGGUGAGAACAGAGUGGAAACCAUAAAAGACAUCAAAGUCAAGAAAAGACAUCGAACAUUCUACAUCUUAUCACAGCAAAGUUUUAGUUCUAAGUCAGGCUCGCUCUUUCUUUUUCUUUUCUUUUUCCCCUUUGAGACAGAAUCUCUGUAUGUAGUUCAAACUGGCUUUGAACUCAUUAUGUAGCCCAGGCUGGCUUCAGACUCACAGUGAUUCUCCUGCCUCAGCCUCCUCAGUGCUGGAAUUACAGCCAUGCACCACCAUGCCUGGCUAAAUCAGGCUCUUUCUGCUGCCAAGGCACCUUUCCUUCUCGCCUUGUGAUCUCCACAAAAGCUAAUCUAAACAGGGUAGAGUCAGGAGUGCUUACUUUCAUGACCCCAACUCCCAGAGGACUCAGUGUCCCAGUCUUGCACAACUGCUGUGGCCUGGGCCUUCACCAGUCAAAGAGAAACCGGCCAUGGAGAGGCCUGGAUAGUCCUGGCAGUGUGUCCAUUGGCAUAAGUUCUGUCCCCAGUUAUUCAAGUAGCCAAACCCAAAGAGUCCCUUAGGCCAUCUCUCUCUGGAUGCUGCCUCUAAUUCAUGAGGGUACUGGCGAGCUCCCGCAGGCUGGUGCACCCAGCCACAGGCACUGCCACACUCAGCACUGGGCACAGAGGCACAGAAGUCUUAGUUCGCGAGCUGCAGGCACCAAAUGGGCUGAGCUUUCCCUGCUCGAAGACUCAAGUAGGGACCUGAGUAAGACAACCCUGCCAAGGUGGCUGGCAGGAGCCAGCCAGGGCUCUGCAGGUGGCUCAAGGUGAACCCCAAAAAGAAAUGAGCUUCUGGGCUCCAGUGCAGAUGCUUCCACCGCUGCUGCACAAUCCAGGCUGCAUUUGGGUUCAGCUGGGCCUGCACUUUAGAAAGUCAGUUUAGAGCUGCAUACGGUGGUACGUGCCUGUGAUCCCAGCUACUUGGGAGGCUGAAGCAGGAGGAAUCAUGAGUUCAAGGCCAGACUGGGCAAUUUGGCAAGACCCUGUCUCAACAAAAUAAAGCAAAACCAAACCGGAAUUGUUAUCACAUCACCAUUUUUAGAGUUGUGACAGAUGUCCAGCUUCUUGGAAACUUGGAAGCCGGGGCCACACUGAACCACAUUGCCCAGGGAAUCACUGGCCAAGCUGAGUGACAGUAUCCCCUUAGUAUGGACAUGUGCUGUGGUCCUCACAUUUGGGCUGCAUUGCACCUGGCCUGAAGGCACUGGACUCUGAUGCACUACAUGGACCAUAAGUGAUAUUGUACGAGGUGGGGGUGGUAACCAGCUAGUGGGGCUCCAGGCCGGUCAUUCAUGACAGUCUUGAAAGAAACAGAUCCAUGAUGAAAACGUGCCUUUGCCUCAGCUUUGGGAACAAACCCGCUUAAGAAGAAAACAUUGUCUGCAAACCUUGA
Messenger RNA from Cavia porcellus (domestic guinea pig), 3092 nucleotides. RefSeq names its product prostaglandin I2 synthase (gene Ptgis). Gene Ontology annotation, molecular function: oxidoreductase activity, acting on paired donors, with incorporation or reduction of molecular oxygen; iron ion binding; monooxygenase activity. Bases 73 to 1578 code for a protein of 501 amino acids. Gene Ontology annotation, biological process: prostaglandin biosynthetic process. The record is from RefSeq and is a predicted model, not a curated record. Lineage: Eukaryota; Metazoa; Chordata; Mammalia; Rodentia; Caviidae. The transcript has 10 exons.